CGAUCACAAGCGUAGAAGAAGAGGAAGUCAGUUUGUAGCGGCAAUGAAAGGACAGCGUGUUACUUCCAAUUUGAUGAAAAUAUAAGUAAAGCGUACAUCAGCAAUCAUUACUACUAAAGUACGAGGCGAGACAUAUUUUUAUCUUUAGAAGAUAUUUUUUGGAUUGCGUCGGUAGGAUGUCUUUAGUUUGUGCAAUCUCCAACGAGGUGCCGGAGCAUCCAUGCGUCUCUCCGGUGUCCAACCAAGUGUUUGAGCGCAGGCUGAUCGAGAAGUACAUCGCAGAGAAUGGGACGGACCCAAUGAAUGGGCAACCUCUGUCUGAGGAACAGCUUGUAGAUAUCAAAGUGUCCCAUCCCAUCAGACCAAAGGCACCAUCAGCCACAAGUAUUCCUGCUAUUCUCAAGUCCCUUCAAGAUGAGUGGGAUGCUGUGAUGCUUCAUAGCUUCACCUUGCGGCAGCAGCUGCAGACUACUCGCCAAGAACUCUCACAUGCCCUCUAUCAGCAUGAUGCUGCCUGCAGAGUUAUUGCUCGACUCACUAAAGAGGUCACUGCUGCAAGAGAAGCUCUUGCUACACUUAAACCUCAAGCGGGAUUGGUUACUCCCCAGGCAGUUGCUGCUCAGCCAGCUGCAGUGGGUGCUGGUGGAGAGCCUAUGGAGAUUAGUGAACAGGUGGGAAUGACCCCAGAGAUCAUCCAGAAGCUCCAAGACAAAGCCACCAUCCUCACCACGGAGAGAAAGAAGAGAGGAAAGACUGUGCCAGAAGAGCUGGUUAGAGCUGAAGAUCUCAGUAAAUACCGCCAAGUGGCCUCCCAUGCUGGUCUUCAUAGUGCCAGUGUUCCUGGAAUUUUGGCUCUGGAUUUGUGUCCCUCAGACACCAGCAAAGUUCUCACUGGUGGGGCUGAUAAGAAUGUGGUGGUGUUUGACAAAAACGAGGAGCAGAUUGUGGCAACACUUAAGGGCCAUACCAAGAAGGUCACCUCAGUCAUUUAUCAUCCGUCUCAGUCUGUGGUCUUCUCUGCAUCUCCAGACACCACCAUUCGUGUGUGGUCUGUCACUGGAGGCAACUGUGUCCAGGUGGUGCGUGCACACGAGGCAGGUGUCACUGGGCUCUCCCUACAUGCUACUGGCGACUACCUGCUGAGCUCCUCUGAGGAUCAGUACUGGGCCUUUUCUGAUAUCCAGACUGGUAGAGUCCUUACGAAAGUUACUGAUGAAAGUGCUGGCUGUGCUCUCACCUGUGCUCAGUUUCACCCUGAUGGUCUCAUUUUUGGAACUGGCACGGCUGAUUCCCAAAUCAAGAUCUGGGAUCUCAAGGAGCGCACCAAUGUGGCAAACUUCCCUGGCCACUCUGGUCCUGUCACCUCCAUUGCUUUCUCUGAGAAUGGAUACUAUCUGGCCACAGGUGCCCAGGACAGUUCUCUGAAACUGUGGGAUCUGAGGAAGCUGAAGAACUUUAAGACCAUUACUCUGGACAACAACUAUGAGGUGAAGUCCCUUGUGUUCGAUCAGAGCGGUACCUACUUGGCUGUGGGAGGAUCUGACAUUCGUGUCUACAUCUGCAAACAGUGGUCUGAGGUUCUCAACUUCACAGACCACUCAGGGUUGGUGACAGGAGUGGCCUUUGGAGAAAAUGCUAAGUUCCUGUCCUCUGCUGGAAUGGACAGAAGUCUCAAGUUUUACAGUUUGUAGAAAGCUAAAUAGCACAAGAUGGGGAGACGAGGAUAGAAAAUGAGAUGAAACAAGAUGCAGAAGCCAGUAUAAUAUUCCUGUCUGAUUUUACUGUAGUUUCUUUUGUGUGAAUGGGGGAGGAGUGGGGUUUAAAUUUUGUAGGACACGUUUGGGGACAGUGAGUGGUGUAACAACAGUCUGCUUUGCUUUUUAUUGUAAACCAGUUUAAUUAUAAUAUCUAUAGGGUAAAUGAAAACACAUGUAGUAUGUCAAAGCUAAACAGGAUAAAUAAGUCAGAUUCAUUUUUCCUGCAAGAAAUUUAGUUUAACUUCCCAUCAUUUUCAUUUCCUUUUUUUCAUACUUUUUUUCCAAUUGUAUAUUUCUUAUUACUUGCUAUUUUACCUGUUGCACCUCUUCCCUUUUACAAUUAAAUAAAAUAUCUUUUGUAUUGCCCAGCCAGCAUUGGAUUAAAGUCAA
Messenger RNA from Betta splendens (Siamese fighting fish), 2147 nucleotides. It is a transcript of the gene prpf19, whose product is annotated as pre-mRNA processing factor 19. Gene Ontology annotation, biological process: mRNA splicing, via spliceosome; DNA repair; protein ubiquitination. The record is from RefSeq and is a predicted model, not a curated record. Gene Ontology annotation, molecular function: ubiquitin protein ligase activity; protein binding. Lineage: Eukaryota; Metazoa; Chordata; Actinopteri; Anabantiformes; Osphronemidae. Gene Ontology annotation, cellular component: U2-type catalytic step 1 spliceosome; cytoplasm; Prp19 complex. The transcript has 16 exons. The coding region runs from base 177 to 1691 and encodes 504 amino acids.